AUGUGAUGCUUCAAAUUUGCAAAAGAAAGGUUAUGUAUUUUGUAAUAUUUGUAAACAUAACUAAAAAUAUACAAAGAUGACUACACAUUGGGGAGAAAUUGAACCGAAACCUGCGUCUGUUUUUACUAUUCCUGAUAUUACUACCGAAAUAGAAAAGUCGAUGGACAAAUUUUGUUUAUCAGAAUUCGAUGAUGAGGUCGACAGAGAGAAAGUUGAAGAUAUUGUUUUGCCUCCUAUAGAUCCAUUGGUAUCCUACGCGAUUUCUUUACAUAAAUAUGCUAACGAUAUGACUGAAAUGAUUAGAGUGGCAGAAUUAGCGACUGAAAUGAAUCUAAUUCCUCCAGAAGAUGCAGCUCCUCCAAUGCCUCUAAUGCCCGAAGUAGUUUUAAAACAUAAAAGAAACAAACUCAACUUUAUUCCACAAGUCAUGACUCCAUUUACUUCUGGAAAAGAAGUAGAAUUUCCGGAAUUAAGUGAAGCAGUGGUAAAAAAUCUACUAAAGAAAUCUAUUUGUGCCAUGUUUGCUCAUGUAGGAUAUGAAACAACACAUCAGAGUGUUUUGGAUACAAUGACUGAUGUAUUAGAAACUUUUUUGCAAACAUUUUGUCACAAAGUAGUAGAAUAUACGGACAGUAUUGAACAUCAAGAUAUAGGUUUUAGCAGUAUAAUAGAAAAAGUAUUGAUAGAAACUGGAAUGGGUGGGGUUCGAGGACUUCACGAUUAUUAUCAAAAUAGAGUAAUUAGAUAUAUAGAUGUUCUUAAAAAGCGAUGUGUUGAACUUAAUGAACAUUAUGCGGCCCUUCUAAUACCAAAAAGUCCUUCUCCUACAAAUAAAUUCAAUUCAAUUGUUAGAGUAAAAGUUGAAGAGGAUGAAAAUGUAGUUGAGGUAGAAAACCCGGAACUCCAUUUCGCUUCUUUUGAAGGUGAUGCAUCUGUAAUUGAGUCUGGUCUACAAUUGUUGCAUAGUUUGGAAGCAGUAGAAAAUCUACAAAGUUUAGAAAAUGGUACUGAAGAAGUAAUUGCCACAACUUCUAAUAUAGUUACCGUCGCUCCUGAAGGAGAAAUGUGCAAUUUAUUACCUCAUCCCAAGAAAAAAAGAUUAUAAGUUUAAAAUUGUUUCCUUGAAGCUGGUUUCAAUACAAUCGUAGUGACAAGCAAUUGAAUAAUUGAGAUUAUUAAGUUUAAAAUGCAGUUUUUAUAUUAUGUACAGUUUGAUGAAUAAAAUAUAAGUAAAA
Messenger RNA from Diorhabda carinulata, 1235 nucleotides. RefSeq names its product STAGA complex 65 subunit gamma-like. Gene Ontology annotation, molecular function: protein heterodimerization activity; transcription coactivator activity. The coding region runs from base 77 to 1105 and encodes 342 amino acids. NCBI's taxonomy places the organism in Eukaryota, Metazoa, Arthropoda, Insecta, Coleoptera, Chrysomelidae. The record is from RefSeq and is a predicted model, not a curated record. The transcript has a single exon. Gene Ontology annotation, cellular component: SAGA complex.